AUGAAACCCCACUCCCGAACGGCGACACAGAAACAGAGUGCUGGAAUUGAAGAAGAUGGUGGUUCCUCCAAAAUUGGCAGGAAUCGUGAUUGCUAUGGCGAUCCCUUUGAUAUUAGUUUGGCCUACGUUGUUCAAGAUCCGGAGACCGUUACUCCAUCACGCCAAGACCAUGAUUACUACAACAUUUCUCCAUAUCCUAAUGCUUUCGCCUAUGGGCAUGCCGCUUGCAAUCCAAAUCUCACGGCCUCUGACUGCAGAACAUGUCUCGCUGCUGCUAAGACGGCCAUGUUUGGGGCAUGUCAGAAACGCAGAGGGGCUCGCGCUGUGCUCCAUGAUUGUACAAUCAGGCAUGAGCAAUACCCUUUUGACGAUUAG
Messenger RNA from Prosopis cineraria, 375 nucleotides. RefSeq names its product antifungal protein ginkbilobin-like protein. Gene Ontology annotation, cellular component: plasmodesma. The record is from RefSeq and is a predicted model, not a curated record. The transcript is spliced from 2 exons. Bases 1 to 375 code for a protein of 124 amino acids. Lineage: Eukaryota; Viridiplantae; Streptophyta; Magnoliopsida; Fabales; Fabaceae.